Molecule: messenger RNA, 291 nt
Organism: Penicillium brevicompactum
Lineage: Eukaryota; Fungi; Ascomycota; Eurotiomycetes; Eurotiales; Aspergillaceae
Exons: 4
Coding region: 1-291 (96 amino acids)
Biological process (GO): negative regulation of ATP-dependent activity
Cellular component (GO): mitochondrion
Molecular function (GO): ATPase inhibitor activity
Source: RefSeq, a predicted model, not a curated record
AUGCUUCGUCAAUCCGUUGUCCGUUCCGCCAACACCGCUAGCCGGGCUGUGUUCACCCGCUCAUUCUCUGCUGCCGUCCCUCGUCUGGGUGAGGGUGACACCGGUGCUCCCCGCAGCUCUGGCGGCAAGACCUCCGGUGACUCGUUCAACCGCCGUGAAGCUGCCACAGAGAGCCUUUACAUCCGUGAGAAGGAGCUCGAGAAGCUUGCUCAACUGAAGAAGAAGAUCGGCGAGCAGCGCAAGCACCUUGAUGAGCUUGAGAACCACAUUGAUGGCUUGAGCAAGCAAUAA